UUAUCUAGGGUUCAUCCCAUUUCAUCGCAUCGCGGUGAACGUCCCCCAAUCAUUGCUACCCGCGUCUCCGGAGCAUUGGUCCAACGCACUGUUCCUUCUCGGACGGACUAAAUUUGGUUGCCAACGGAUCACUGCUCAUACCUGCAUCUGCACUGCAGUUGCCAUCGCAUCCCCAUUCCAAUCCGCUCCAAUCGAUGGCUACUUCUGCAUUGAUCUGACAAGAGACUACACACACCCACAUAUUCCAGACUUUCAGAUGUCUUUUGACAUCACAGAAAAGGAUUGCCCCUGCUUUCUCUGGUGUGGAUGCCACGGACGCUUCUGGCGCCCCACUAUAUUUCGACAUUGGACUUAAUACUUGUCGAUCUUUGUUAUACUGCACGUUGCAGAUUUCACUACCUUGCUGCUUCAACCAAGGACGUUUCUUCUUCUCUAGCUACAACCAGACCAUUUCCUUCUUUAUUUCCAAUUUUGUAUCUCGUUAUUAUCUAUCUUACUACUGCAAAGAGAACCGCAAUAUUCUCCCUAUGGCCAAGACAUCGCUUCCUCCAGGAUUCCGGUUUCACCCAACUGAUGUAGAACUCACCGUCUACUAUUUAAAGAGGAAGUUGUUGGGAAAACAUUUACGCUGCAAUGCUAUUACGGAGAUUGAUCUAUACAAGUUCGCCCCUUGGGAUCUUCCAGAGAAAGCUUCCUUGGAGAGUAACGAUCUAGUGUGGUAUUUCUUUUGCCCACGCGAUAGGAAAUAUUCUAGUGGGUUAAGGACUAACAGGUCAACCGGAGUUGGAUAUUGGAAAGCUACUGGGAAGGACAGGCCGGUGUUUUAUAAUUCUAGGACUGUUGGGAUGAAGAGAACUUUGGUGUUUCAUCUUGGCAAGCCACCACGAGGUGAUAGAACUGACUGGGUAAUGUAUGAAUAUAGGCUGGAGGAUGAGGAACUAGCUGCUUCUGGUGUUAAACUGGAUGCCUGUGUUCUAUGCAAAAUUUUUCAGAAAAGCGGUCUAGGACCCAAGAUUGGGGCACAAUAUGGUGCUCCAUUCAAUGAAGAGGACUGGAAUGAUGCCAGCAAUGCGGAGUGUUCACCAUUUGCACCUUCUGUGGCCCCCUGUGCACCUGAAUCAAGUCAUGUUGGGUUGAACUCUGCUGGUCAACACCUGGCUGUGAGUUAUGAUGGCAAGGUUUCUUUGGGCCCCUUGUCAGAAAGUAACAAUGAACAUGCUGUCAAUCGUGUUCAUCCUAGCAGACCUUCUUCCAAUAUUCCUAUCGAGAGCAUACACAUACAGCUGCUAGCUGAGAUGAUCAGAUGUUCCUCAACAAAUCUUCUAUGUACUGCUGCUGAAGAUGGUUCACUGCCUGACUCAACUGCUGGCGAUGAUAAUGAGGAUGGAGAAUUAUUGGAUGAUAUUGAAACAAUAUUCUGUGGAGUGGAUGAGCUUGCGUCUCAGCCUGUGGUGAACAACUCUAACCAUCGUGACUCGUGUGAACACUUGAUUCACCGCAUGCCGGAAGCACGUGGAACUGAACAAUACUUGGAGCUAAAUGACCUAUCCUUUUCUCUUGCUGAGGGUCCUGAUUCCUGUGGCAUGCUGUUGUCCAAUGAAAUAUCUGUUGAGCAACCGUUUGAUCUUGAGCCCAGGUUUGAGCGAGACUCUGUGGACUGCAUCUCCAAUACUGUUAAUACUUCCACAUCGACAGCUGAUGGUUCAUUUCCUUCAGUGUGCGCGGUUGAUGUGCACAGAACCUGAUUCAGAGUAUAUGUUCACCGUCACUUCUUUGAGGUGAGUUGUCUAGCUCACAUUUUAGUGGAGUCUUGGAGGACUCGGCACAGGGCUCCAUUUCCCCUCCUUUCAAUGGAGUCAGCAUUAUGCUGUUGAGAUGAAGGCGGGUCCCCAGCUGACACCAUGAGUCACCUUGCACACGAUCAUCUUUGUUGUGCAGCUACUGGUUGAAUAGCCUCAAUCCAGGAGUAUUCCUCUGUCAUCCCUAGUCCCGCACCGUGGCAGCAUGAAUAAUGUAAUUUUCAUGUUUUAGCUAGAGUGGGGUACCUGCAGCUGUUGUGAUGUAACAUGUGCUGGUUUCGUUUCAAGGAUUUGCUAGUGUCUUGGCAACUUUUGUAGUCAUAUUCUCAGCUCAGCUGCUGGAUGAACUUCAUCCAACGAAUGUAAAUUUCCA
Panicum virgatum (switchgrass) is the source of this 2172-nucleotide messenger RNA. RefSeq names its product NAC transcription factor 32-like. Gene Ontology annotation, molecular function: DNA binding. Lineage: Eukaryota; Viridiplantae; Streptophyta; Magnoliopsida; Poales; Poaceae. The transcript is spliced from 6 exons. The record is from RefSeq and is a predicted model, not a curated record. The coding region runs from base 528 to 1745 and encodes 405 amino acids. Gene Ontology annotation, biological process: regulation of DNA-templated transcription.